AUGGGCAAUGAACAAUCCGCCGAGACCCCUCGCGGGCAUCGGAAACUAUCCAAGCCACCUCACUGCAACCAGACAUCAGCAGCUGGCCUGCCAUACACUGCUACUGCUGUGACACCUCAUUGUGAGCAUUUCUCCAACUCGUAUCUUGUUGGAUCGCUGCCGCCUGCUCCCAAUAAGGCUUCCUCCACGAGAAGAGUGGCGCCUGGGCUCGGUAUAGCCGUCCCUGCCAGUGACGGCAUUAGUCCUGCGCCGACGCCUACAUGUAGAGAAUCGCGCCGCGAUUCAAUGUCACGAAGAGCAUCGGUCCAGUCAGAGCAGUCUCCCAGGUUGCCGAGCUUCAUCAACAGCUCCAGGACGAGCUCUAUCGCCAGAGAUAGUGGUUACCGCACGCUUGCGCGUGCUGAUAGCAUGCCCAUUGCAGUACCGCGUGGCUCUACUAGCUACGAUACGAGAGCUGCCGAGCCCAAAACGCUUCUCGGUACCAAAGAGAAGCUCCCAAGCGAGCCCAUCAUCUCCAAAUCUAAAAACCACUCAGAUGAGACCGGUCAGGAUGUAGCAGAUGACAACAGCAACGCCAAUCAUUCUGCGGGCUCGUCCAUUAGCAGAACGAAUUCAGACGUGUCCCUCUACAUGCCAAUGCGUCGUCGCUCGAUCGUCCAAACACCAGGCGUAGCAACCAGAGCCCACCAUUCCAAUCCCCCAGUCUCAGCCAAGUCAAGCUUCCGCAGGAGUCUCCCGCCAACCCCAAGUCAAUCACGGCACAAUUCGAUCGAGUCCGGUAUGGCGAGACGCAUGUCAAUGCCUACGACCAUCCCAUCUCAGACACACUCUUCAGGCCGAGCCGUCACGCCAGUCGAAGCCGACUACAAGCAGUUGGGUGGUAUGAAGUUUGGAUCUCUACGCAUCACCAACGGUGCACCGGUCACUUCUCCAGUGUCUGAGGAUGACGUCAAACAACAAGGGGUUUCUGAGUCGACGCUAGCAACCCCUUGUGCGAGUUACUUUAAUGAGCAAGCCAGCAAUCCUACCAAUUUGAUGAACGAAGGAUUGUCCAUUUCAGAGGCCACAAGGUCUAUGACACCUGGAAAGGCCACCAGUCAAGUUCCAAGCUUUGUUGCCGAGCAUUCAAGCAAUGCGGACAAAUCUAGAACAGGCGAUAGCCAAAUGUCUGAGAAUGGGAAUGCUGUCUCAUUUCCGGUUGCUGAGGCUUUGGACCUAAGGGAAGACCCAAAGAAAAUGCAUUUGGAACUUGAAAACAAAAUGUUUAAAGGGUUGACAAGGUCUGACAGUGGCUUCGUCCCAAGUCCUUCAUCUGAGAAAACCCAACGGACCGCGUCCCGAAAUGACAGUGGUUACAGUUCCAAUGUCUCUCUUCGAUCACUGCCUAGCUUGAGAUCCGGUGUUACGGACAAGAACACAAUGGCUUCAGAAAAGCUUGACAGCGACGUGCCGGGGAUGUGCUCGCCCUCGGAUUCGAACUCGACACGCACUUCUUCCUUGGUCCCUUCACAGACACGCAACCGGCUGCCCAUCCACCUCGAGGUCCCUCUGUCAUCGACCGAUGACGAUACCUCGACUUGUCCAACAAGUCCAUCCAGUCCAACCGGUAGACCAUUCUCCCCAUUUACCAUUGGUAGCCGAAUGCGUCUUUCGUCACUGAAGUCAACCCGGAGUUUCGAACCGCGAGUAUCAAGUACUGCGACUGCACCGAUCGUACUUUCCAAGGGUGAUUCCAACGAUCAGCUGCCCGCAGCAACUGCUGAUGUCGCCUGUGGAGGCAGUAAGAUUUCUCGUUUCCUCAAUGGUUCCCGUAAGAGGAGCUCUUCAAAGAAGAAGGGUGACGUAUCGACGGUCGAACAGGAUGUCCUGAACAAUACUUUGGGUCUCAAACCAAAGUCGCGGUCUACAUCCAAGCGAUCAGCGCUUCGAAACGAGCCGAGCAAAGAUACCUUACAUACGAUUCUGAGCGUCGAGAGCCAGACUAUGAACAUUGCACCGGCACUUGAAAAGGAGGAUGCAAGCAAAGGUGUCGGCAAGGAUGCGGUCAAGAAGCCGUCUCGGCGUCAAUCGUGGCGUCAGUCGAUCGCCCAGAUGUUCGGUUCUCGAAGCGCAGACGCGAGCCCGACAAUGAGUUCCGUGCCCGAGACGACUCCGAGACGCCCCUCAACUGCUAUGGAGCUUUCCUCGCAACAUUUCGGUCCUCUCCCUAGUCCUCGGGCUGUGAGCUCACGAUCCUCUCGACCGACGCCUAGGAAAACAGUUAGUAGCUCCGGCAGCUUGCCUUCACCAACCCGAAAGACCAACACUCCCGGUAUGCAACAGCGACGUGACAAGCCUGAAUUAGCUCACCUUCGCACUAACGUGUCGGCCCCAAACCUGGCAGCGAGUCGACGAAUGUCGCUCAGCCCAUCCCAGCUUGAGACGGAACAAGCUUUGCGAACGAGGACCUCACCACCAGUGAGUAUGCAAAACCGAAACGCUAAAUCUUCGCGAGGCAAACCGCAAGGGCACAACCGUUCCAUGACUCCUUCUUUCCCCAUCAACUCUCGACCUACUACUGGUCGGCGACUUUCUCUCCCCCAGGAUUAUGGUCGAACGACACCUCACAACCGUCAGGUCUCGCAUAGCCGCACAGACUCGCGCAGCUCCAACCGAGGCAUGGCUAUGAGCCCUGUGCCCAACAUGGGUUCCAAUUCAGGGUUCACUGUCCAGCAGCCCCGAGUUUUGUCGUAUUCGAGCAAUGGAACGCAGCAAACUGGCCCAGCUAUCUCUCAAUCGAGACAUAACCGUCGAGUAUCAGCACCAGCACAACCGCGCCCAGGACCUGGUAUGCCACGUUCGAGAAGCAGCACUACAUUGAUACAGCUACAGCAGCAGCUCCAACAACAACAACAACUUCGUCCCCAGUCGUCCCUUCAGGCGUGGUCGCCUAUGGACAUGUACACUCUCAAUCAGCAACUGCAGCAAAAUUACAUGAUGCAGAACCAAGCGCUGGUAUACGGGGCAUCAAACAUGGUCCAACAGUAUCCUAACAUCUACGUGACUGGCCCUUUGCUCAACCAACAUAGCCAUGGUAGGCAAGGCUCCCAGGGUGGUGGGAUGUCUUCUCAAGACCCUCCUUUCCGGGUUCUUCACAGCUAUAACUCGCCAGCAUAUCGCCACGCUCCUAUCUGGAGCCAAUAG
This is a messenger RNA of Fusarium coffeatum, 3183 nucleotides long. RefSeq lists its product as uncharacterized. The record is from RefSeq and is a predicted model, not a curated record. Bases 1 to 3183 code for a protein of 1060 amino acids. The transcript is spliced from 2 exons. Lineage: Eukaryota; Fungi; Ascomycota; Sordariomycetes; Hypocreales; Nectriaceae.